Molecule: messenger RNA, 138 nt
Organism: Dentiscutata erythropus
Lineage: Eukaryota; Fungi; Glomeromycota; Glomeromycetes; Diversisporales; Gigasporaceae
Source: the annotation of a GenBank genome assembly
AUGGCAAUUGUAACAUUAGAAAGUGAAGAAGAAAAAAGGAAACUUAUAGGACAAAUAUGGAAAGCAAAAGAAUAUAUGAUUAAAAUAAUGAAUAUAAAAAUAAAAACAUGUUAUAGAUGUCAUGCAGAAAAGUAUUUG